Rosa rugosa (rugosa rose) is the source of this 1053-nucleotide messenger RNA. RefSeq names its product probable inactive poly [ADP-ribose] polymerase SRO2. Lineage: Eukaryota; Viridiplantae; Streptophyta; Magnoliopsida; Rosales; Rosaceae. The transcript has a single exon. Bases 1 to 1053 code for a protein of 350 amino acids. The record is from RefSeq and is a predicted model, not a curated record.
AUGGAGCAGACCCAGAUCGUUGAAAAUGAAGCUUCCGGUUCCAAUGUGGAUAUAACGGAGGUCGAGAAGCAUCAAGAUUCCGUUUCCGGUGCCGCCAAAGCUAAUCCCAAGGCUGACAAGAACGAUAAAGAAUCCGGGUCGGGUCCUUCCGGAUCCGGUUCCUCUGCUCCAGAACCGUUUAGGGUUUUCACCCAGGACGGAAUGAUGUUGAGAGUAAGGGGAACCAGUGCGGAUCUAAUAAUAUUCAAGAGGAACUUCAUUUCCUGUAUGGCCUUGGCCGCCGGAGAAACCAUAGUGGUGGCCGUGCACAAGUAUCCGGCUUCUAAUCUGACCCAUCGGGCCCGGUUCCAGGCUUUUCGGGCUUUCUUGGCGGAGACGGUUCAUAAAUAUGGUGGAAUUGUCCAAAAUGCCCAUAUCAAGACUGCGCUGUACGGCGGCUCUAGGGAUGAGAUUGCUCAGAUUUUGGUUCAUGGGUUUAGUGCUGCCAAUGCUAAUGGUGGCGCCCAUGGUUGUGUUCAAUUGGUUCCUGCUGCGCAUUCUUUGGAUGCUGCAUUGUCCUGUGAAGUUGAUGAAGCUGAGCUAAGGCACGUACUGGUGUGCCGGGUCAUACUGGGGAGGGUGCAGUUAGUCCCUGAUGGCUCGAACCAUGUUGGUCCCGAUUUCGAUACCGGUUGUGACAGUUUUACCGAUGCUAGGACACUUUAUGUGCCUGCCGGUUUAGCCAACUCUCGCAUUUGUGCUGAUUUUGUUAUAAGCUUCAAGGCUCCUUCUUGCUUAUGGGAUUAUGCAACGUAUGCUACUCAGGCGAGUGGUGGUUUUGUUGGUGCUUCAAGGGGACCUAGACCACAAGAACUACCCAUUAAUUUGUUUGCUGUGUUGGACCGGCUCGCAAGUUUUGUCACUCCUCUACAAAUGACCAUUGCUGUCGAGUUGUUUUGGAAGUAUAAGGGAAACAACAUGAGCCGACAUGAGCUGAUUCGACAACUGAGACUCAUGGUUGGUGAGGAGGCGUUGGUUGCAGCGGCCAAGGCAUCAGCUUCGGUGAACAACUGA